GUUUGUCCGCAAGGCUUCGCCAACGAAUUGCCAUGGACUGAUCACUACCGUUACGAGCUGCCUCAUGACGUGCGCUGACCGGCUGCCUUUGAGCGAACGGCGCGGCAUGGCGUGCAGCCGACCUGCGGGUACGAAGCCAUGGGGACAUAUCCACCCUCGUAUCCCCAGGCCGCGCCUUCCAAUUUCUGUUUGUUUUGUCUUGUCUGCCUUAGGGUUCUUCCUUGUGAGCAGUCAGAGACCCGUGCCAAUACUGUGGAGACUCUGUUUGAUCUCCUGGUGCUGCGCAAAUCCGCAUCUCCCGCCUCGCCACCUAUCUUCGAUCUGGACGCCUGCUAUUGUCGCGCGGGCCGCUCCAUGAGCCGCUUGACCCUUUCACUUGACUGCGUCAAUUAGCGACUCGCGCUUCCCAUAUCAAUCGUCCCACCCUGUGAUCGGUCUUGCCUCUAAACGACAAUGGAGCAAGUACGACCUCAGCCUGCGGCUGCACCCGGCCGCCGCAUUUCGAUAUUUACAGAAGUUGGCCUGAUCGACGAGCACACGAUCAGCACAAAACGCAGUCCGGCACCGAUCCUCAUCACCGAGCACGCUUUGAGGCAACAGCGGCCUUCCAGGACAGUUAGAUUUCGCAGCAGGAACAGUGUAUUUGGUGGAAAUGAUGGUAUUGAUGAGAUCGACGAUGAGAGUGAUUGGGAGUCGGCAGAUGAGGCAGAGGACGACGAGGCGAGCCCAGUAACCUCGACAAACCCAAUCACGCAUAUGAUCUCGAAUUCGAAGCUCUACCGUGCAGGACUAUUCGCCAUCGUGUUGGCGCUUAUGCUGCCGGUUGUCCAGAUGAUCUCAAUUACGCCGCUCGGCGUGCACGGAAGCUCUAUCCCACAAGGCAGCAUCACAUCUGUAGCAGAGCGAUCGACACUUGUGGAGAGGGCGGACUCGCAAACCGACGUGUGCAAGCGUUGGAGCGGUCAGAGCGCCAUUGUUAACGGUACCUUGUACAUGUAUGGUUACCGCACAACCACCGACGCGCAGCAGAGUUCAAACACAUGGACAAACGAUUUUCUGACCCUGGAUCUGACCAAGUCAUGGCAAAUCUCCAGCCCUUCCUUGACCGGCAUGCCUCAACCUAGCGGCCCGCCCGCCCUCUCUCUCGGCUACCUCUAUUCCUCGCACAACUCCCUUUGGCUCUACGGUGGGCAAUACUCGGACUCUCCUGCGGCUAAGCCGGGGCCAAACUCCAUUUGGGAAUACAGCAUUGGCAGCAAAUCGUGGAUCGAGCAUGCGGACCCAAAGAGCUCAGCUGGUACCAACGCUGAAGGUGACGGACAAAGCAUACAGCGAGCUGCCGAGGGUGCUGGUUUUGGAGUUACUGCGUUGGGCAGAGGAUGGUACUUCGGUGGACAUCUGGACGACUUCACGACCGAAGGUUGGAGCAACCAGAUUGCUCGCGUAUACCUGAAGAGUCUUCUUGAGAUCACGUUCCCUGGACACAGCAACGACGCCGUCGAGAGCCUCAAAGAUGGCAAGAAGGCUGACAAGGAACCUGUCUACAGGAACAUCACUUCUGGUGGCAUUCAAGAUACUGGCUCGUUCCCAGAGCGGGCUGAUGGAAUCUUGACUUAUGUUCCUGGUUUCGGUACCGAGGGUCUCUUGGUCGGGUUUACUGGUGGUGAUAACGAUACUUUCGCACAAAUGAACGUCAUCGAUGUUUACGACAUUGCUGAAUCGAAGUGGUACAAGCAAAGCACAUCCGGACGGAUGCCACCCUACCGCGUCAACCCGUGUGCCGUCGUCGGAGCUGCACUAGACGGUUCAUCCUACAACAUCUACAUGUUCGGCGGCCAGAACCUGCAACCGUAUGGCAACCAGACUCAAAAGGACGACAUGUGGAUAUUGUCCGUUCCGUCGUUUACCUGGAUCGAAGUUGAUCAAGGCACCCAAGCUGUCCCUCCCGCUCGUGCUGGCCACACUUGUCAUGUGUGGGACGGUCAGAUGAUUGUGAUUGGAGGUUACGUUGGACAAGAACUUUCAUGUGACAGUCCAGGCAUAUACGUCUUCAACAUGACUAGCCUGUCAUGGAGCGACCAGUUCACAUCACUCACAGCAGGGAAGGCGACUCAGGAUUACACUGGUGAGGGCAGCAUUGGUAACCCACUCGCCCAGCAAGCCAACCAACGUGGCUUCAAUGCCAGCGCUGGUGUUGAAGGCUCGUACGGCUAUCAGAUCCCGAAGGCUGUCCAGGAAGUUAUUGGGGGCGAUGGCCUUGGCGGUGCAACACUCACCGCACCUGUGCAGACGCCUACUGCUGGACCUCUUGCGACUGGUAGAGCGAUGACAUACACUAUCACUGGACCCGAUGGCGCCUCCUACACUGAGAUUGUCGCUUCGAGCGGCUCAACGAACGGCGACUCCGGACCCAAUAUUGCCGCUAUUGUUGCUGGCGUAGUUGCAGGUGUCUUUGCGGUCAUCGCCGUCUACUUCGCAUUCUGCGCCUGGAUCUACCGCAAGCAAGUUGCCAUCUGGAAACAGCACGCCGCGAUGGUUACAGCAGCUGCAGAGAAGCGCGACACGACCUUCACCAGCAGCAAGAUCUCGAGCGAGCGCGCCCCGGGCACGAUGGCUGGUAGCACCACUGGUGGUAUUACAGCAGGCAGUUUCGACAUCCGGCGUGGAAGCGGGGAGCACACUAGCUAUGCCGGUGCGGGAGCAAAUUGGGAAAGAAGAAGCAGCGUCGGAAGCGUGACCGAAGACCUGUUAGACGGGCAAGAGCCGAGUUUCUGGGGUACGAAGGGUGUGUUACUCAACCCCAGAAGAAGUUUGCGCGUCAUAAAUAGGGACUGAGGAGAUGCGUUUGUGCUAUCAUACCCCGGAAUGUUUUUGUUUUUGUUUGUUCGUUCGGUCCAAGUAAACCCGGGCAAAGGAUUUGCUGGUGGACUCGAAUAUGAGGGCUAUAUACGUCGUAUACACGAGCGACCUAGUAAUGAUAAUGAUCAAAAGUAUAACCCUAU
This is a messenger RNA of Boeremia exigua, 3002 nucleotides long. Its product is annotated as kelch repeat protein-like protein. The transcript is spliced from 4 exons. Lineage: Eukaryota; Fungi; Ascomycota; Dothideomycetes; Pleosporales; Didymellaceae. Gene Ontology annotation, molecular function: protein binding. The record is from RefSeq and is a predicted model, not a curated record. The coding region runs from base 454 to 2835 and encodes 793 amino acids.